AUGUUAGGAUCUGCCAGAUUUGUAACAAAAAAAAAAUACAAACCUAAAUGUAAUUUUCAAUUUCCAAAUGCUUGUGUGGUUCCUUCCCAAGGUGUUGUUGGCACAUGUGGAAUAUCAGUGCUGUGCAAUCUGAUCCGAGUCUCCAUCUUCGCUCAGUCUGGCAGGAAAGCAACGAGAACCAUCACGGUCCUCUCCAAACACCUGCAUACGUCCAAGUGGAGAGCAGCAGUUCAGUUUUGGUCCAUUGCUCUUCUUCUCCCGGUGGUGGGCCCUCGGGUCUCGUCCCUGAUCGUUCUGGAGUUUUGUCUCAGAGCUGUCUCGGCCAAGUUCUCAUCCAGACCAGACUCCGAUGAAAACGCAGAACUACUGCUGCUGCAAAGCCAGUUCUCCUUGGGCUGUGGACUCUCUUGCACUCUGCUCUUCCUCCACCAGGGGGCACCAAACAGCACCUACUGUCUGUUCCUGGCCGCUGCGCUCAGCUGGGCCCUUGCUGGCUACUGCCACAAUCUCUGGAACCAUGUGGCCAGACUUUUCCCACUUCACAGUGGCGAGCGUUCAUGUGGGAAGUGUGUCAGCCUUCUGACGUCUGGACACAGCCUUCUGGCUUCCCUGCAGCGGUUGGUUAUACUGGUCUUUGCCCUGGCAGCUGUGGCCUGCGCUUCUAUUGUGCGCGACAACUUCUUCCAUCAGACGGAUGCACUGAAGCUCUGGACUCCGCUCACGCUCUGUUACACCCUGCUCUUGGUCUAUAUUCAAGAGGGUCAGCGUGGGCAGACGCCUGCGGAGGCUCUUCUCCAUAACGUGCUUCUGAGACUUGGGGCUUUGCUGGUCCUGAUGCUGACCGUAGGUCACUGGUCAGAUGUUCUUCAUGUUCUACUCGCUGUCCUGGGCGAAGCGGUUUGUCUGCUGCCCUCAAAUGACCUGCUCCAGAUUGCGUUUCAGAAGGAGUGUGAAGACAUCCACCUACAGAAGAUUGAACUCAGCUCCAGGGACCGCAAAAGGAAACAUUCAAGCGACGUGUCCUCAAAGAGUGACAGAUGAGUCGCUUGCUGUUUACAAAUGGUUUAGUCUAGAGAUGAUUUUAUGUCCU
Messenger RNA from Synchiropus splendidus (mandarinfish), 1090 nucleotides. RefSeq names its product transmembrane protein 82-like. Bases 1 to 1041 code for a protein of 346 amino acids. The transcript has 6 exons. The record is from RefSeq and is a predicted model, not a curated record. Lineage: Eukaryota; Metazoa; Chordata; Actinopteri; Syngnathiformes; Callionymidae.